AUGUCACAGCCAAAGGGUCAGCAGGAAGAGUUUGUGGAAACCAUUGAGCCCGAUCAGCCACGGGCUAUCACUCCUAACGAUACCAGUGGGAAAAGAAAUAACCCCAAAGCAGAUCAGGCUUUGCAGUUCAUAGAAGAGGCAGGGCACUCAAACAUUCUGACCCCAGAGAAUAACGCCAAGGUUCUUCGAAAGAUCGAUUUGCGUCUCCUUCCCAUUCUUCUCGGAAUCUACUUCCUCCAGCAGCUCGACAAGUCAACUAUCUCGUAUGCGUCAGUCUUUGGAAUCGUCGAGAAAGCCAAUCUCCAUGGCCAACAGUACUCCUGGUUAGGGGGUUCGAUCUAUCUGGCUCAGCUGGUAUUUCAACCCCUGGUCGCCUACCUUCUAGUCAAAGUACCUCUGGGAAAAUUUCUGGCUGCAUCCUGCCUUUUAUGGGGUAUUGCUUUAACGUGCAUGACUGCAGCGAAAACAUUCGGUGAACUUCUUGCUUGCCGAUUGUUUCUUGGUAUUUUUGAGGCUGGGAUUGCACCGGCCUUCAUUGCAAUCACUCAAAUGUGGUAUCGGCGUCGUGAGCAGCCUGUGAGGCUGAGCUCUUGGUAUGCGAUGAACGGAGUCGUGAAUAUGUUUGGAAGCCUGAUUGCCUUUGGACUCGGUCAUAUAAAAUCAUCUAUAUUUGCACCCUAUCAGAUCAUCUUCUUGUUCUUUGGUCUGGUGACUGUUGGGUUCGCUGCUGUUAUCCUUAUUUUCAUGCCCGAUUCCCCCGUAUCGGCCAAAUUCCUUGGAGAGGAGGACAAACUGUUAUCCAUUGAAAGACAACGAAUGAACCAACAGGGUGUCGAGAACCAUGAGUGGAAAUGGGACCAUGCAAAGGAAGCAUUCCUUGACCCCAAGUCAUGGUUCUGGUUUGCAUUAAUGUUUUCUAUUUCUGUUCCAAGCGGAGGUAUUACUACUUUUGGGCCGUUGAUUAUCAAGUCCUUUGGCCUCAGUGAAUAUGAUACCAUGCUCUUCAAUAUUCCCUUCGGUGCAGUUCAGCUUGUUGCCACAAUGGGGAGUGCUUGGCUAGCGACAGUUUGGAAAAUGAAGGGCCCCGUCUUGGCAUUGCUUUGUCUCCCACCCAUCGCAGGCUGUGUGAUGCUAUUGGAGAUUGCCCAUGACAAUUCCCACAAGGGACCUCUACUUGCUGGAUACUAUAUUAUCUCUGUGUACCCAGCCAUCACCCCGUUGAUAUACUCUUGGUCUGCAGCAAAUACAGCCGGAGAGACAAAGAAGAAGGUCACUACCGCUAUCUUAUUUCGUUUUGACAUUAUUCCCACCCAGGUCCUUGGUCCCAACCUUUAUACCACAAAUGAAGCACCGCUUUACCGUCGCGGUCUACUUUCAAACCUCGCGAUGUUUUGCGUCCUGAUAGGUCUCACCGGGGCAAACAUUGCAUAUAUGUACUUCUUAAACAAGAAUCAUGAGAAGAAACGUGUAGCCCUCGGCAAGGAAGCUAAGAUUGUAGACCAGUCGAUGCAAACCAUCCAAGCCGUCUCUGACGAUGCUAAAGAAGACCUUCCUCAACGAGAUGCAGAUGAUAAUUCCUGGAAGGAUCUGACCGAUAUAGAGAACGAGGACUUUGUCUAUGUCUUCUGA
Messenger RNA from Penicillium griseofulvum, 1629 nucleotides. RefSeq lists its product as uncharacterized. The transcript is spliced from 11 exons. Bases 1 to 1629 code for a protein of 542 amino acids. Lineage: Eukaryota; Fungi; Ascomycota; Eurotiomycetes; Eurotiales; Aspergillaceae. Gene Ontology annotation, cellular component: membrane. Gene Ontology annotation, molecular function: transmembrane transporter activity. Gene Ontology annotation, biological process: transmembrane transport. The record is from RefSeq and is a predicted model, not a curated record.